GGCUCUUGAGGAGCCUUUGGAGAGACAGAGAGAGGCGAAAUGGCGGCGGCGGGGGUCCAUCAGGGUCGGGUCUUGCUUCUGGCGGUGGUUUCCUCGCUUCUGGAGAGUGCCCUCGGUGGCUCUUCCCACUUCCUGCGCUAUUAUGCCACAUCUGUGUUAGAGCCUGGCCAGCAGGUGCCUCAUUUUACCUCUGUGGGAUAUGUCAAUGACCAGCAGAUCGUUUAUUAUGAUAUCAAAACAAGACGCCGUAGUCCUAGGAAUUCCUGGAUCAUGGAGUCAGUCAAGGAUGAUCCUCAAUACUGGGAGUGGACCACCCAAAGAGUGCGGGAUGCUGAGCAACGGUUCCGAGCGGUUCUGGUGGAUGUGCCCAAGUACUACAAUCAGACUGGAGGGUUUCACACCUGGCAGAAUAUGUUUGGCUGUGAGCUGAGGAAAGAUGGGAGCACAGGAGCAUUUGACCAGUAUGCCUAUGAUGGAAAAGACUACAUCAGCUUUGACAAGGACACCCUCACCUGGACAGCAAUUGAUCUGCCAGCCCUGAUCACAAAGAGGAAGUGGGACCCUAACACAGCAUUUAAACAGCGGGUGAAGGUCUACCUGGAGGAAAUCUGCACUUUGUGGCUGCAGAGAUACCUGGUGUAUGGGAAGGAGACACUGCUGAGGACAGAGCCACCAGAAGUGCAGAUGACACGCAAGAUAGAUUAUGACAAUAUGGAAACCUUGAUCUGUCGGGUUGGUGGCUUCUAUCCCAAGGAAAUUGAUACUUACUGGACAAAGGAUGGGGAGGUCUGGAUACAAGAUACCUACCAUGGACUUGUAUCCCCCAACUCAGAUGGGACAUAUUACACCUGGUUGAGCGUCAAGAUUGACCCCAAGGACAGAGAACGCUACAAAUGCCAUGUGGAGCAUGAUGGACUUCCAGAAGAUGUGGACUUGGCCUGGAAGGAGCCUGAUUUCAAUUUGGGACUCUUAAUUGCGUGUGGCAUAGGUGCUGUCCUCUUGGUGGCUGGGAUUCUUGUAAUUGCUGUGUAUAUCAAUCGACGUCAAGAUGGCUACAGAGCAGCCUCAGAACACAGACUUGAACAUAGGCCAGGAGAACACUAAGGGCUUGUUGUGAAUUCUGUAUGCCAGCAGCUUCAACCAACAUUUAAUUAUCAUGCUUCUCAGUCCUAGCUGUAGUCUAAUCUUAUUCCAUUGCGAAAAAGAUUUUGCACAUCCUGCAUUGUAUGCUGUGGUUAUGCACUCAUCUUUCCAAAAGGGAAAGAGAUUCCAUCUCAACAUUAGGAAGAACUUCCUGACAUAACAGCUGUUGGACAGAGGAAUAUGCAGCCUUGGAGGGUAGUGGAGUCUCUUUCUUUGGAGUUUUUUAAGCAGAGACUGGAUGGCCAUCUUUUGGAGGGUGUUUUGAUUGUGUCUGCUGCAUGGAAGGAGGUUGGACUGGAUGCUGCUUUUGGUCUCUUCCGAUUUUUGUGAUUCAAAAAUGUACAAUUCUUAUCUACAAACCCCUCAGGGUUCAUUGUCUACAAGAAUAUUGCAGCAAUAAUACUGUGUGCUGAAACUUGGAAAAGGACUGAAGCACCAACAAUAGAAGAAUGGAUUUUAAAGGUUGCAGAGUUAACCCAGUUGGCCAAAUUAACAUGGGUUCUAAAGGAUAUGACACAUUAUGGGCUAGAUAACGUGACUGUUAGAAGAGUUUGUAAUUGGUUGAGUGAUCAAACCCAAAAGGUUCUCACCAAUAGCUGCAUCUCUACCUGGAGAAAGUGGCUAGUGGGGUGCCAUAUAGUUCUGCUCUGAGCCUAGUAUAGUUGUCCCUUCCAAUUCACGGUCUUGCCAUUUACGCCUCUCGGUCUUUUGUGAACAAGCCAGGAGAGACAUAAUGGUGCGCGCAGCA
Messenger RNA from Sceloporus undulatus (fence lizard), 1891 nucleotides. Its product is annotated as major histocompatibility complex class I-related gene protein-like. The record is from RefSeq and is a predicted model, not a curated record. NCBI's taxonomy places the organism in Eukaryota, Metazoa, Chordata, Lepidosauria, Squamata, Phrynosomatidae. Gene Ontology annotation, cellular component: external side of plasma membrane. The transcript has 7 exons. Gene Ontology annotation, biological process: immune response. Bases 40 to 1104 code for a protein of 354 amino acids.